CGCGGGAAGACCGGGCGGCAAUGGCGGCGCGGCUGGAGCGCGCGAGGGGCGCGCUGGCAGCGCUUGAGGCCGCCCUGGAGUUGGAGGAGGAGGAGGGUGAUGUCCCCACCCGGGUGCUGGUGGAACAUCAAAUGGACACCCGGAGGAAGCAGAAGCUGCUCCUGUCCCAGCUCCGGGUGCUGAAGAUGCUCCUGGGGGUCAUCGAGAACCCGGGGCAGCCCCUGGCGCCCACCAACUUACGCGAGGCGGUGGCACAGGCUCGGGGGCGCUGGCAGGAGCUGAAGGUGAAGUACGGGGAGGCCCUGGGGGCCCUGGAGGAGGCCGUGCCCGCUGCCCUGCAGCAGCUGGAGCGGGGCCAGCAGCUGCUGCAGCGAGGGAAGGCAGCCCUGGAAGCACAGCUGGAACAGCAAGAAGAGCUGAAGCAGAAGGUCCGUGAGGCCACAGAGAGACGGGACCAGCUGCUCCGGCGGGUUCAGGAGCGGCGCCUGCAGCGGCUCCGCCGGCGGGAGGACCUGCAGGGGCUGCAGGACAGAGUGGCCAGGGUGAAGGCCUCGUGUGAGCUGUACCAGACCCUGGCAGGGGCCCGGGUGCUGCCCCCCUCCCCAGGGACCCCCGAGCUGGAGCUGGAGCUGGGACCCCCUCCUGGCUCCUCCCAUUCCCUGCCCCCCCUUCGCCUGUCCCUCCCCCCAGCGGGGAGCUCCAGCUGCAGGAACCCCCCCUGGGGCUGCCCCCUCCCCUGGGCCCGGGGCUGCUGGAGCUGCAGCAGAGCUGCUGGGAGAGCUGGAGCCUCUGGGAGGAGGUGGCACACCUGAGGAACAUGUUCGCCCUGGACUGGCAGCCGGAGUUGGGGCUCCUGCAGGUCCUGGGGGGCCCCCAGGGUGCCCAGACCCUCUGGACGCUGCAGGUGGAGCCAGGGUACCCCAAGAGCGGGGGAGUGAAACUGCUGCCCCCCCCAAAGGGGGCCUCCCCCAUCCCUGCACCCCCAGACCCCCCCACUCUGACACGGUGGCUGGAGCUGCUGGUGGGGGGGGGUUCCUGAAAAGGGGGGAUCCCCCUCCCAUAAAAAACCCCCUGCACCCCAAUAAACUCACGGCCACUCCUUCUCCAG
This is a messenger RNA of Camarhynchus parvulus, 1108 nucleotides long. Its product is annotated as trichohyalin-like. Bases 21 to 812 code for a protein of 263 amino acids. Lineage: Eukaryota; Metazoa; Chordata; Aves; Passeriformes; Thraupidae. The record is from RefSeq and is a predicted model, not a curated record. Gene Ontology annotation, biological process: establishment of localization in cell; mitotic cell cycle checkpoint signaling; mitotic sister chromatid segregation. The transcript has 10 exons. Gene Ontology annotation, cellular component: dendrite; nuclear body; cytosol.